GUAUGGAGGGAUUUUCUUCAAAAGGUGGUGCACAACCACCGUUGGGUACUGGUGGUGUGUCCGGAUCAAAUGAAGGUAUUCAUUUUUUCAAUACACCACGACCGCGACCAUCAUAUAUGCCUAAUGCUGCUGCUUGGGGUUCACCAGCAGGUCGUGGUUGGGGUGGUGUACCACCACCACCGGCGAGCCGAUAUCCUAUGCCAGUUCCACCGCCACCACCACCAAUGUCGCUUGGACUUGGUUUCAUGCCCCCACCACCACCACCGCCAGCACCUGUACCAAAGAUGGAUCUGUCAAGCUUGUUAGCGCCACCCGCUCCUCCUCCACCCCCACCAUCAUAG
Molecule: messenger RNA, 341 nt
Organism: Acanthocheilonema viteae
Lineage: Eukaryota; Metazoa; Nematoda; Chromadorea; Rhabditida; Onchocercidae
Source: the annotation of a GenBank genome assembly